UAUGUCAACCCCAAUCCCCUAUCAGAUCUGAAUCUAACCCUAACCCUAAUUAUCCUCCAACUAACACACAUGGAAACCAAAAACCCACUUCAUACACCCCUUCAAAACCCUAAACCUAUAGAAAGAAGUUUAGAGAUCAACUCAUCUGAACCUGUUUGAAACCCUAGAUUACCUUCAACACACCUGUCAAGCUACCACUUUAUAUACAAGAAACUCCUGUCAAGCUACCACUUUUUAUACACACGAAACUGUAGUCGCAAAUACCCAGUUUUCUAGUACCGAAAAACUGAUAGAGAUGGAUCCGGCCUCAGCUCACUCUCUCCCACCUCCAUUUCAUACACGAAACUUCAACUUGCACCAGUUUCAACAACCGAAUUCCGAAGACGAACAUAGCGGCACAAGUGGUCUCAACAUGGGCGGUCAUAAACGCGAGCGCGAAGAAAAGAGCAACGACGAGAUGAUGAACAAUAGCGGCGGUGGUGGCAGCAGUGAAGGAAAAGAAGGAGAUAUGGGAAGAAGACCCCGCGGACGUCCAUCCGGAUCCAAAAACAAACCCAAACCUCCGAUUAUAAUCACUCGAGACAGCGCAAACGCACUUCGAACACAUGUCAUGGAGGUAUCCGACGGCUGUGAUGUGAUGGACAGCAUCAGCACCUUCGCACGCCGCCGUCAACGUGGCGUUUGCAUCAUAAGCGGGACCGGGACAGUCACAAACGUCACCCUACGACAACCGGCAUCUCCAGGAUCGGUUCUGACAUUACACGGGAGGUUUGAGAUCUUGUCUUUGUCAGGAUCUUUCCUCCCGCCCCCGGCCCCGCCUGCUGCCACCGGCUUGACCAUUUACUUAGCUGGUGGUCAAGGCCAGGUAGUAGGUGGGAGUGUGGUGGGAGCGCUCCUAGCGGCGGGGCCGGUUGUCAUCAUGGCAGCGUCAUUUAGCAACGCUGCCUAUGAACGACUCCCUCUUGAGGAUGAAGAAAGUACUUUGCCUGUUCCCGGAGGCUCGCUUGGAUCUCCGGGAGCCAUCACACCACAACCAUCACAACAACAACAAUUGAUGUCUGAUCCAUCGCUAUUUCAAGGCAUGCCACCAAAUCUACUCAACUCAAUUCAGUUACCAAACGAUGGUUAUUGGAGUAACAAUGGUAGCAGUCGCCCGUCGUUUUAAAAUUCUUAAUCUUGAGCCGGGAGUCUCACUGAGAGAGCAGUCUCUCUGUCUCCUCGAUAAAGAAAGGUUUGUCUUUAUCUCACCAUCGCUGACUUACUAUUUUACUGGGUACGUUUGGUUUGUUUGUUUCUUAUCGAUUUAUGUCAACUCUUUUGCUUCUUAAUAUCAUCAUGUUUAUGGUUUCUUGAUUUGUGUUUGAUGUUAAGAUGACAAUAUGACAUACAUAUGCUUAAUUGUAUUGAUUUGUAAUGUAAGAACUUCUGGAAAUCUUAAUCCAUGUUGACAUUUUUGUUUA
Helianthus annuus (common sunflower) is the source of this 1460-nucleotide messenger RNA. RefSeq names its product AT-hook motif nuclear-localized protein 24. Lineage: Eukaryota; Viridiplantae; Streptophyta; Magnoliopsida; Asterales; Asteraceae. The coding region runs from base 296 to 1165 and encodes 289 amino acids. Gene Ontology annotation, biological process: vegetative to reproductive phase transition of meristem. The record is from RefSeq and is a predicted model, not a curated record. Gene Ontology annotation, cellular component: nucleus. Gene Ontology annotation, molecular function: DNA-binding transcription factor activity; minor groove of adenine-thymine-rich DNA binding. The transcript has a single exon.